Aspergillus puulaauensis is the source of this 819-nucleotide messenger RNA. RefSeq lists its product as uncharacterized. The coding region runs from base 1 to 819 and encodes 272 amino acids. The transcript is spliced from 4 exons. Gene Ontology annotation, cellular component: intracellular anatomical structure. Lineage: Eukaryota; Fungi; Ascomycota; Eurotiomycetes; Eurotiales; Aspergillaceae. Gene Ontology annotation, molecular function: oxidoreductase activity, acting on NAD(P)H, oxygen as acceptor. The record is from RefSeq and is a predicted model, not a curated record.
AUGGCUCCCUCCGCGACAGAAUCGCCUGCGCUCCUGGCGGACAACGCCCCUCAAACCCAGGUCGGUCUCAGUGGAAAGGUCAUAGCUAUCACCGGUGCCAACCGCGGAAUCGGUCUCGGAAUUGCCGAGUGCUGUCUUUCCAACGGCGCAGCAAAGGUCUACUCCAUCGAUAUUGGUGAGACAGGAGACGAGUUCGCUGCCGUGUCCAAGCGCUUCCCCGGCCAGCUCUUCGCUGUUACUGCCAAUGUGACGGAAGAAUCAACCAUCACUGCUGCAAUUGAUAAGAUCAUUGAAGAGGCCGGUGCUCUCCACGGUAUGGUGGUCAACGCCGGGCGUACCCACCACAAGGCCGCCCUUGAGUUCACUAAGGAGGAUAUUGAGACCCUGUUCAACGUCAACCUCUUCGGUGCAUUCUACACCGCGCGUGCCGCUGCCCGUGCCUUUAUCAAGCUCGGAAUCAAGGGUUCUGUAGUCUUCACAGCCUCCAUGGCCUCUUACCGACCCAACAAGCGCGUCCCCUCCACGCCCUACGGUGCGUCCAAGGCCGGCGUUCGCAACAUGACCCACACCCUGGCAAUGGAAUGGGCGCAGUACGGCAUCCGUGUUAACAGUGUGUCCCCCGGCCUAGUCAAGACUGCCAUGACAUACUGGGUACCUCAGCAGCCCGACUGGGAGCAGCAGCUCAAGUACUAUGGUGGAUUCCCUCGCUUGGCGGAGGUGCAGGAACUAGGCGGUGCCUACGUGUACCUCCUGUCCGAUGCCGCCAGCUACACAACCUCUAUUGAUAUCCCCGUGAACGGUGUGAUUGGCAUUUGCUAA